UUGUCGGCGGCGCCCGGUACCGUCGACGGCGGCCGCGGAUCAGCCAGUGGAGUACAACUACAGAGAAGGUGAACAUCAGGCAGGAGCUAGCGUUGGGGUUAUUUUUUUCCAUCUUUAACAUCAAAGCACGGCCACCGUCCUAACAACCAAAUGGCGGAACAAGUCGGCGAAAGGAGGCCUGAACGGCAGCAAAAGCCCGUGACGCAAAAGCCGGUCAUAUCUGUGAAGGUAACUGGUGUAGUCAAAUGGUUCAACGUCAAAAGCGGCUAUGGCUUUAUCAACCGUAAUGAUACAAAAGAAGAUAUAUUUGUUCACCAGUCUGCUAUAAUCAAAAACAACCCGAAAAAAAUAGUAAGAAGUGUUGGUGAUGGAGAAACAGUUGAAUUUGAUGUUGUUGAAGGUGAAAAAGGUCAUGAAGCUGCUAAUGUUACUGGACCAGAAGGAGAAGCUGUCAAGGGAUCUCCUUAUGCUGCUGAAAGAAGAAGAAGUAAUUAUCGCCAAUGGUUUUAUGGACGUCGUCCUAACACUCGUGGUAGGAAUGGUGGCCAACCUCCAAGAGAUGGUAGUGCUGGUGGCGAAAAAGAAGAUGCAGAAAAUGAAGUAGGAGAUCAGCAAAGACGGUUCCGCCAACCACGUCAACAAAAUUGGUAUAACAGCUAUCGUGGAAACCGAAGAGGUCCACCUCCAAAUAGAGGAGAAGGUGGUGAAUACAAUGGUGGAGAUAACUAUGGAUAUGAUAGUUCUCCUCCUGGUGGUAGAGGUAGAGGUCGUGGUAUGGGUGCUCCCAGGCGUUUCUAUAGGCGUGGUGGUGGAUAUAGAGGUAGCCGUGGUGGUACUGGUGGUCCACCCCGAAGACCAUAUCAAGAUGAAAAUCAGGAAAAUGAAUAUAACAACCAAAGUGACGAAAAUGGAGCUAACAGACCCCGUCCUCGUUACCGUCGCCGCAAUAAUCGUUCACGUGCAAGAAGUGAUGGUCCUCCAAGAGCCAAUAGCCAAAGUGACAAUGAAUCCAAACAAAAGAAUUUUGGAGGUGAAACUUUGGAACUGGAUGAAAGUAGCCACGCUUAAACAUCAGAUUAAUCUGCGAACAGUAUAUUUAUCAUAGAAUCUUGUUUUAAUUUUCUCUUACGCAUUUGUGUUUUUCAUGUAUCUAAUCUUGAACGUUUUAUUUGUUCCACUCGCCACGGUUAUGACUUGUAUAAGUUCUACAAUAAUCAAUUUGGUUUUUUGAUUGCCUACAUCUUUUGAUAUGUAUUAACUCUUCUAUUAAAACCCAAUCAAGACCUGGGUCAUUGGUUAUCUUGCUUGA
This is a messenger RNA of Sipha flava (yellow sugarcane aphid), 1309 nucleotides long. It is a transcript of the gene yps, whose product is annotated as Y-box factor homolog. Lineage: Eukaryota; Metazoa; Arthropoda; Insecta; Hemiptera; Aphididae. The transcript is spliced from 8 exons. Gene Ontology annotation, biological process: regulation of gene expression. Gene Ontology annotation, molecular function: nucleic acid binding. Gene Ontology annotation, cellular component: nucleus. The coding region runs from base 151 to 1068 and encodes 305 amino acids. The record is from RefSeq and is a predicted model, not a curated record.